Rotaria sp. Silwood1 is the source of this 1821-nucleotide messenger RNA. The record is from the annotation of a GenBank genome assembly. Lineage: Eukaryota; Metazoa; Rotifera; Eurotatoria; Philodinida; Philodinidae.
AUGCAACUGCGUAAAAAGAAAUAUGGUGCUUCAACUAUAAGCUUAGGAAACUUCGAAAAUUUAUGUGCUGAAAACUCUACAGUACCACAAUCUGAAGAUGAAACAUUUGUUCUUUCUUACCAUGUGCAAUAUGAAGAUGAUAUUGAUGAUAACGAGGACGCAAUGGAUGGUGAAAAUAAAUUUAGAUUUUUUAUAAUAUCGAAAAGAUUAUUAGAAAUCGCUUCUAUUUCAACACGAAUACAUGCAGACGCCACAUACAAACUCAAUUGGCAAGGAUUUCCUGUAUUGAUAAUAGGAGCAACUGAUUCUGAUAGAAAAUUGCAUCCAUUUGGAUUGGCAGUUUGUAGUAAUGAACAACAACAAGAUUUCGAAUUUAUUUUCAAAAGCAUUUCCAACGGUGUUGACCAAAUAGUUCAAUCGAAAUUCAUGUCUGAAGUUUUAAUAGCUGAUGGUUCUGAUGCCAUACGGAAUGCAUUUGAGACAACAUUUAACAAUGAUAAAAUUGUGAUCUGCUGGGCGCAUAUGCGACCACAUGUUGAUAAAAAGUUAACCAAUGACAUCGUACAUAGAUGGUCUAAAUCUCGGGAUCCAAACCAAAUAGAUCCAAUUAUUUAUUCAUCAGAGCCAACAAUUACAUUAAAAAAAUGGACUGAUGCUUAUCAUUUUGCUAAAUCGUCGAACUUGGUAUUACAAAUACCAUCGAGCCGAAAAGGUGCUAUUGAUUAUUAUAUACCAGCUGGUGAAGCGGAACAUAUUACACAACAUGAUAUUCAAAAAUACAAGAAAAAAACCUGGAAUUCCUUUGAUCAAUUCAAGAUUCUUCAAUUCGGUAUAUGGAAAGUGACUUUAUCUAAUGAUGGAACGGAAUGGAAAAGUGGCACUUGAAUGAUAUUCUCUUUAAUACUUCCAAUAUUAUUUCUCUUUGCACCAUCAUCAUUUCAUACAACUCGUACAUCUAAUUUUCUUAUUAUUUGUCUUGUUUGUUUAACCAAUAUGUUUUGUCUUUAUAUUCAAGCACAUAUGUUAAGUGGUUUAGGUGAACCAAAUUUAUCAUUUCAUACAUGUCGUUUUUUUGUUUAUUUAUCAACAUUAGCUAAACCAAUAGAACUUUAUUUAACAUUAUUAUUUAGUAUUGAAAGAAUAUUAACAAAAAAUUUAUUAAAUUCUAUUUUAUCAAAGAAUAAUUAUCGAUCAUAUUUUAAAAGAUUAUAUGAAAUUUUAAAGCUUAUUAAAAAGAAUCCAUCUAUAUCAAAAAGUAAUAUUAUUUCACGAGAAAAUAAUAUUGAUAAUAAUAAUCAAACAGAUCAAAUUAAUUUUCAAUAUUGUUAUCGUUCAUUAAAUGUUGAAACCUAUGCAAAAAUUUUAUCAUUUUAUACAAUACAAUAUUGGUUUGAAUAUGGAAUAUUAACAAUAAUUACUAUUAGUUUUUUAUCUAUUAUUAUAUAUCAAUAUUGUUUACCUUUUUUACGACAACGUUCAUCAUCUCGUUUAAGUGUUAAUACAAAAUUUUAUUUAUCACUUUCAACAUGUGUUAUUUUAUUUGAAGUUGUUUUACUAUGUUUACAUUUUAUUAUUACUAGUGUUGACAAUAAUACAGAUACUCAAGUUAAUUCUUUGCAAAUAAUGUUAUUUGUAUACAAUAUACGUUGUAUUUUAUUACCAUUUAUGAUUUGUUUAACAACUUGUAGUCCAUUAAAACAAUGGAUUUAUCAACUUAUUAUUCUACGUCCAUAUCUAGAUAACAUCAAUGAAAAUGAUCAAACAAAGACAAUCAUUGAUCAAUCAGAACCAUUAACAUCUUCUCAACAAAUAAUUUCUUAG